AUGCCGGCGAGGACAACGCUCCCUUCGGAGCGUGCUGAAUGCAGGCUCAGCACCAUUGCCGGCAACAGCAUGCAUACGUCACUCGAACCCCUACGCUAUGACCCAACUGUUCGAGGUGGACCAUGGUACUGGGAUACGGCUAAUGACGUGCACUAUGCACUCACCGAAAGCGAAGCAUACGAUGGUAGUCUAAGAAACCAUACGCUGGAAUUUGUAAGACUCAAAGAUUUCUUUUGGCCUGGAGAUAUUGUUUCGUGGUUUGCAACUCCACACGACGAUUGUAAGCGGUACAAGGGAGAAUGCAGGGAGACGACAGACAAGCCGGAGGUUGCUAAAGCCUCGUUGUCUAUGUGGGCGCACACAAGUGAGAUGAAAAGGAGACGGUCGGAGGACGAUGAUGACCUCGCUCUCGCCUAUUUUCUUGAAGAGCUCUAUGCCAACCCGCGAAAUGAAAACAAUGACGAAUCAGAGAACGAACUCAAUUGGGGGAUAGUCCUUUCCUGCUUGAAGGACCGCAAUUUUGAGGGAGCCUUUUCUGCUGCCCGCCAGAUAUCUCACGGAUUCCUUCGAAAUCGAAUGAGCAGAGACUUCUACUGGCCUGUCGAUUUCACCGAAUAUCCUGAGUCGGGUAGCAACUAG
Messenger RNA from Spizellomyces punctatus DAOM BR117, 639 nucleotides. RefSeq lists its product as uncharacterized. The transcript has a single exon. The record is from RefSeq and is a predicted model, not a curated record. Lineage: Eukaryota; Fungi; Chytridiomycota; Chytridiomycetes; Spizellomycetales; Spizellomycetaceae. Bases 1 to 639 code for a protein of 212 amino acids.